AAAGCCUAAAAUGCUUCUCCCAACAACGCUCCUAACCUUACUCUGCUUCUUCUUCUUCGAUGCGCUUUCCGCUGAAGAAGUGGUCACGUGUUCCAACAUCGUUCCCUUCCCUCGCCGCACCGACAAAAUAUCCAUAACGGACUUCGGCGGUGUUGGCGACGGCGUUACUCUCAACACCAAGGCUUUCCGUGAAGCAGUCUACAGAAUCCGUCACCUCCACAGGAACGGCGGCACCGUCCUCUUCGUGCCACCUGGCAUCUACUUAUCGGAGCCUUUCAAUCUCACCAGCCACAUGACGCUCUACCUGGCCGCCGGUGCCGUUAUCAGAGCCACACAGGAUUUGUCAACUUGGCCCUUGAUUGCACCAUUGCCAUCUUAUGGCAGAGGAAGGGAGCUCCCCGGAGGAAGGUAUAUGAGUUUUCUCCAUGGAGAUGGACUUGAGGAUGUGAUAAUCACAGGGGAGAACGGGACAAUUGAUGGUCAAGGAGAAGUGUGGUGGAACAUGUGGAGAAAGCAAACACUUAAGUUUACCAGACCAAACCUUGUUGAAUUUGUGAACUCCAAAAAUAUUAUAAUUUCAAAUGUGAUUUUCAAGGAUUCUCCGUUCUGGAACAUACAUCCAGUUUACUGCAGCAAUGUCGUCGUAAGAUUCGCCACUAUUUUGGCCCCACGUGACUCUCCUAAUACUGAUGGAAUUGAUCCAGAUUCAAGUUCAAAUGUCUGCAUAGAGGACUCAUAUAUAUCUACUGGAGAUGAUCUUGUGGCUGUGAAGAGUGGUUGGGAUGAAUACGGUAUUGCUUAUGGUCGCCCUAGCUCCGACAUUACCAUCCGGCGUGUAACUGGUUCAUCUCCAUUUUCCGGCAUUGCAGUCGGCAGCGAAACCUCCGGCGGGGUGGAGAAUGUGCUCGCCGAACACAUCAACCUUUUUAAGAUGGGAGUAGGCAUCCAUAUCAAGACAAACACCGGCAGGGGAGGGCUUAUACAUAACAUAACAGUGUCUCAUGUUUAUAUAGAGGAUGCAAGGAAGGGAAUAAAGAUUUCCGGGGAUGUUGGGGGCCAUCCUGAUGACAGGUUUGACCCUAACGCCCUCCCAGUUGUGAAGGGCAUAACUAUCAAUAAUGUGUGGGGUGUGAAGGUUCUUCAAGCUGGCUUGAUAAAAGGGUUGAAUAAAGCACCUUUCACUGAGGUUUGUUUAUCUGAUAUCAACCUUCAUGGGGAGACAGGACCUAGAACACCACCUUGGCAGUGUUCUGAUGUGGUUGGUGUUGCUCAUCAGGUUAGCCCUUGGCCUUGUUCUGAGCUGAUUAGCCAACAAUCUGGAUCAUGUGGCAAUUUUUCAUGAGUUUAUGUUGAUGGAGGAUUUUUCCCCUAAUCAAGUAUUAAUAGUGGUAACUAAGUGCUUCUCAUAUUGAUUUAUUUAUUAUCGUGAAAGAAAAAUGUUCUCAACUCAUGAAUAUAUGAUUUAUGAUAAGCACAUACUUGUAACUUGUUCCCAUUGGACUACUUGUAUGUACAUGCAGCAGGAUCUCAAGUUCGAGAAAUCAAAAUUAGAGGAUUGAACUCUUUCUUUCAA
Messenger RNA from Arachis ipaensis, 1573 nucleotides. Its product is annotated as Pectin lyase-like superfamily protein. NCBI's taxonomy places the organism in Eukaryota, Viridiplantae, Streptophyta, Magnoliopsida, Fabales, Fabaceae. Gene Ontology annotation, biological process: carbohydrate metabolic process. Gene Ontology annotation, molecular function: polygalacturonase activity. The record is from RefSeq and is a predicted model, not a curated record.